Messenger RNA from Acanthochromis polyacanthus (spiny chromis), 2954 nucleotides. RefSeq names its product atrial natriuretic peptide receptor 1-like. The record is from RefSeq and is a predicted model, not a curated record. The transcript has 23 exons. NCBI's taxonomy places the organism in Eukaryota, Metazoa, Chordata, Actinopteri, Pomacentridae. Gene Ontology annotation, biological process: cGMP biosynthetic process; protein phosphorylation; receptor guanylyl cyclase signaling pathway. Gene Ontology annotation, molecular function: peptide receptor activity; ATP binding; protein kinase activity. The coding region runs from base 14 to 2584 and encodes 856 amino acids.
UCAGUCCGUCAGCAUGGAGGAACUGCAGCUGCUGAUCUGGGUUUGUGUUUUUGUCGGCCCGACUUGUUGUUGGCAUGACUUGGACAACAGCGAGUACGACUGCUGGCCUCUGGACCGACCCAACGAGAACAACAUGAUCGACUGUGGAGGUCUGGAGAUGUCCUGGGUGGUUCGUCCUCCUGAACUGGUGAAAAGUGGAGAAGUUUUUAACGUCACAUAUUCAGUCACAGCUCAGGAUUCUUUCUACAGCUGGGCUAUUCAGAACCACAUCUUCACCCAGAGCUCCAUAACAAACGCUGUAGAAGCUCAAAAGUUCUGCGAACAUCAUGACUGUCCGACCAACUGGAAGGAUGCAAACGGAGAAAACUGCUGCAUCCAUCACGCCAACAUCCACUCCUGUCCUCUGGGACACAUGACGUUUGAAAGUAUCUGUGGUCCCUGGAUUCCUGAUGACGGAAAAAUCUUCACCCACACCAUCUCCACCUCCGGAAAGAUGACCCAGACCAACUGGACGGCAAAGGUGGUUUUGUUCCACGCCGGUUUAACUUCGCUCAUCGCUCACAUACGAGUCGGUCGAAUGCAGGUUGCUCUGGAGGCUAAAAGCACCGUCCUGCCAGCUGUAGUCUGUGGCGAUGGCGUCUGCGAAGAGGCGGAGCUUUGUUCCACCUGUCCAGCCGACUGUGGUGAAUGUCCGAUGACAGCUGCCACCAAACUGGCCAUCGGCCUGCCGCUCAGCCUGCUCUGCCUCUCCUUCAUACUGACCGCUGUGUGGUUCAGGUACCAGAAGGAGAAGCUGCUCUGGGACGAAAGCUGGAUCAUCGACUUCUCUACCAUAAAACAAGACCAGGAGGCUCAUAUGACCAUGGGCAGCAUCAUGAGCGUCCCGGUGGCAAACAGCGACAGCAACACCAGCUGUGUCACUGCUCUAAGCUCCUGCACCGGACAACCAGGAACCAGGAAAACUCUGUUCACCUGCACUGGCAUCUACGACGGCCAGACGGUGGCCAUCAAGAGGAUUCAAACUAAGACUUUCUCUCUGUCCAAAACCAUCCGACAGGAAGUCAAACAAGUCAGGGAGCUCGACCAUCCUAACCUGUGCAAGUUCAUCGGUGGUUGUGUUGAGGUGCCUGAUGUUGCCAUAGUAACGGAGUACUGCCCAAAGGGAAGCCUUAACGAUGUCCUGCUUAACGAGGAGAUUCCUCUGAACUGGGGCUUCAGGUUUUCCUUCGCUACCGACAUCGCCAGAGGGAUGUCGUACCUCCACCAACACCGGAUCUGUCACGGCCGACUCAAGUCUCUAAACUGUGUCUUAGACGACCGCUGGGUCUGUAAAAUAACAGAUUACGGACUGAGGACGUAUCGCAGGGACGACGGGGCGGAGCCUCUGUCCACCUAUCAGCAGAGGCUCCAGGAGGUUUACAUGCCACCUGAGUUUCAGAACUCCAACAUGGAGCCGACGCUGGCUGGAGACGUGUUCAGUUAUUCCAUCAUCCUGCUGGAGAUAGCAACUCGCAGCAACCCAGUCCCAGCGGAGGAGUCCAACCUGGAGUGUUCCUGGUGUCCUCCUCUACCUGAGCUGAUCUCCAGUAAAGCCGACAGCACCUGUCCCUGUCCCUCCGACUACGUGGAGCUGAUCCGGCGAUGUCGCUCUCAUAACCCCGCCCACCGGCCCACGUUUGAACAAAUCAGGAAGUUUGUUCACCGGAUCAACCCGAUCAAAGUCAGCCCGGUGGACAUGAUGAUGAACCUGAUGGAGAAGUACAGCAAACAUCUGGAGGUGUUGGUGGCUGAACGGACUCAGGAUCUGAUGCACGAGAAGCAGAAAACUGACCGCCUGCUGUACAGUAUGCUUCCUAAGCAGGUGGCCGAUGACCUCCGUCUGGGGAAACCGAUGCAGGCUCAGAGCUACGUCAGCGCCACCGUCUUCUUCAGCGACAUCGUGGGCUUCACCCAGCUGUCCAGCAGCAGCACUCCUUACCAGGUGGUCGACUUCCUCAACAAGCUCUACACCACGUUUGACGACAUCAUCGACAACUACGACGUCUACAAGGUGGAAACCAUCGGAGACGCCUACAUGGUGGUCUCCGGGGUUCCGCGGGUCAACGGGAUCCUUCAUGCCUCUCAGAUCGCCAGCAUGGCUCUGGACCUGGUGGGCGUCUGCAGAACCUUCCGGAUCCCCCACAAACCCAACACUCAGCUGCAGAUCCGGGCCGGAAUCCACUCUGGUCCAGUCGUGGCCGGAGUGGUCGGAACCAAGAUGCCUCGGUACUGUCUGUUUGGAGACACGGUGAACACGGCGUCCAGGAUGGAGUCCAACAGCCUCGCUCUGAAGAUCCAGUGCAGCUGCAGCACCUUCUACCUGCUGGAGGAGAUCGGAGGAUACGUGCUGGAGUGUAGAGGAACGCUGCAGGUCAAGGGUAAAGGGGACAUGGUGACCUACUGGCUGGAGGGGACGAAGAUGUCUCUGGUCUCCAAGGAGACGACCAGAUCCAUCGCCAUGGAGACGGAGGCAGAGAAGGAGGCGGAGCUCCAGCCACCAGUGCCUGGUUUCCUUGGCGACGACCUGCUGCUGGACCAAUCCUGAUCCAGAACGUCGUCACAUGACCUCCAGAGAAACAGAAGAAGAACGUCUCCAGCAGCUCCUCAGAGAAAAACUGUUUAAUGGAAUCAUUUCUGGUUUAGUGUCAGAAUUUAUCCUCCUGGAGUCAAUGGAAAUGACCCAAAACAAAGAAAAAAGGCAAAAAAAAAAGUGAAAACUGUUUAAAAUAAAAGGCUAAUUUAUUCAAAAACAUGAACAACAUGAACCAAAAGUUGUAGAAAGUUUCUAUGUAGAUGAAUGAAGUUGAGUUUUCUUCAUGAAGCUGAAAGUUUCACUGGACUCUGUUUGUGUGUUUCUGUUUUAGAUGAUGUUUGAUGUGGUUCUAAUUAAAUGUGUUUGAACGUUUCGUCCUAAA